GUCGCCUGCUAGCGGGCGGGGGUGGCUUGUGAGGGCGCCGCGGCCGGGGUCGCGGCUGUGGUCGCGGCAGCUUCAUGGCGCGGGCGGUACCGGUCUCUGCAGGUGACGGAGGCGCAGCAAGGGCCGCCCCGGCUUAGAGUUCCCAAAGAUGAGUCGUGGAUAUUCAGAAAACAACAAUUUCCUAAACAAUAACAACCAAAUGGUGUUGGACAUGAUCCUUUACCCAUUAAUUGGAAUCCACCAGACCAUCAACUGGGAAUCAGUGGCAAGGCUUGUGCCUGGAUUAACACCUAAAGAGUGUGCAAAGAGAUUUGAUGAACUGAAGAACAGUGGAAGCUCACCUGUGGACAACCACUAUAGUCCCCUCAUGGCUGCUGGAGAGAGUCCUGUUGAAACUUUAGCCACGUAUAUCAAAUCCUCGCUUCUUGGCACACAAAGAGAAUUUCAGGAGACUCCAGUUGGUCAGGAUGCAGUUUCUAAAACAGGAAGACAUAGUAUAGCUUCCACAAGGAAUUGUUCUUCAGAAAGUGAAAAUUGUACUACUCAUAAUGGUGGAGAAAAGACUGAAGAAUCUGAAGGGCCAAACAUGGUGAUCCAUGUAUGUGAUGAAGCAAAAAACUUGAAAGAAGAUUUUAUUUGCCCACGAGAUCUUUUGAUAUCAGAAAUGAAGUACUUUGCUGAAUAUUUAUCUGUGGACGCCCAGCGCUGGGAAGAGGUGGACAUUUCAGUUCAUUGUGACGUUCACAUUUUCAACUGGUUGAUAAAAUAUGUUAAAAGGAACACUAAGGAGAAUAAAGAUUGUGAGAUGCCCACUUUAGAUGGUGCAGAAGUAAUGGAGGGUAAAACUGUUGGAGCUUUAGCACACAUCAAGCAAGGAGCAUCACACUGUAUUAGUGGUCACUGUGUUCUUCAACACCAUGUGCUCAUAGGAAAAAAGAAGACAAAAAAAGUUUCACAGCCAGGAAAUGUCAUUUCAAUUCUUAUUUCUUCAGAAUUUUUGAAAAUGGAUUCAUUAGUUGAACAAUGUAUUCAGUAUUGCCACAAAAAUAUGAAUGCCAUAGUAGCUACCCCAUGCAACAUGAACUGUAUUAAUGCAAAUCUUCUUACACGUAUAGCUGAUCUGUUCACACACAGUGAAGUUGAUGAUUUAAAGGACAAGAAAGAUAAGUUUAGGAGUAAACUUUUUUGUAAGAAGAUUGAGAGACUAUUUGAUCCUGAGUACUUGAAUCCAGAUUCUCAGAAUAAUGCAGCAACAUUAUACAGAUGCUGUUUGUGUAAGAAACUUUUAACAAAAGAAACAGAAAGAAGAAUUCCUUGCAUUCCUGGAAAAAUCAAUGUGGAUCAACACGGAAAUAUUAUCUACAUUCAUAUAAGAGAUAAGACUUGGGAUGUUCAUGAGUAUUUGAAUAGUCUUUUUGAAGAAUUAAAAUCUUGGAGAGAUGUAUAUUGGCGCUUGUGGGGAACAGUCAACUGGCUAACUUGUUCAAGAUGUUAUCAGGCUUUUCUGUGUAUAGAGUUUUCACAUUGUCAAUAUCACUCAGAAACAGUGAUUUAUCCUACUGCAGGAAGUUCGCUAAGUACUGUUGGCACUGGAAUCUAUCCCUGCUGUAACCAAAAGGUUCUUCGGUUUGACCCCACUCAGCUUACAAAGGGUUGUAAAGUGAAGGACCACAUGGUUGCUGUUCGUGAUCAAGGUGAAGGUGAAGAUUUGCUGUCCUGCCCAACUGCCAGAAUACUGGAUGAUCUGCAGAAACACAAAGAUGUCAUUCUUGUGCCUUUUGUUAAAGAUACAGUCAGUGAUUCUGGUGGUCCCUGUGAUGAAAAGGGUCUAGACUGUGAUGUUUUACUGGAGCCAAAUACACCAUGGGGCCCCAAGAGUGGGGAGCUCAAUGCUUUCUUAUCACUGAAAAACUGGACACUGCAGCUGAAACAACAGUCAUUAUUUUCAGAAGAAGAAGAAUAUACCACUGGGUCUGAGGUCACUGAAGAUGAAGUUGGAGAUGAAGAAGAAGUAUCCAAGAAACAAAGGAAAAAGGAGAAGCCAAAGAAAUUCACUAAACAACCAAAAAAGCAGAUGUCUUCACCCUGUGGUCAGAAGAAAGAAAAGGCAUUGGAGAAGUCAACUUCUAGAGAUGUGUCUCCUUUCAUUGUGAGUAUGCAGAAGAAUAAGUGGGAUGCCACAAGAUCCUUGAGAUUCAACCAAGAUGCGCAAAGAGAAGAUGAUCAACGGCGGAUGUCUGAAAUUACAGGGCACCUAAUAAAGAUGAGAUUGGGUGAUCUGGACCGAGUCAAGUCAAAGGAAGCAAAAGAAUUUGCAGGAGGUAUUUAUUCCAGGCUUGAAGCACAAAUCAAGGCCUCAGUGCCAGUCAAUGCACGGCAAAGCAGCUCAGAGAAAAACACAAGGUCUAAAAGUCGUUUUGGUCAAGGUCGGCCUGCGUAAAGCACCUUAAAAUAUUACUAAGAAGACAGAAGACUCACCUCUGGACAUUUGAAAUUGCUCAUCACUUCUUGAAGGUCUUCAGAACGAUGACUUCUAAAUGUUUUAAGUUAUUUAUUAAUUAUUCUUGCAAGCCACAUAAAUCGUAGUGCUAAGGGAAAUAUAUAGUUAGGUCUUAUGAAAUCUAAUUGUAAAUAUGAAACUUCUUAAACCUAAUUUUCCUUUGGUGUGAUGCUAGGCUAUGUAGAAAAUUAGUAUUUACAAAUUUGCAUAGUUAAGGCUCCUAGUAUUUGUUAUCCUUUAUUUAUUUGAAAGAGAAGAGGUCUAAACUCUCAAGUAGCUAAGAGUUUUUUAAGACCUUAAAAAUUAGGGGAACACAGCUGGUAGUGGUAUGGUACAUGUGCACUAAUUAUAGUAUGUCUUUUGGGCUGUAAAUCUUGGGAUAGCACUGAGAACUGCAAUUUGUGUGAUGAAAUUUCCAGUGAUGCUAAUUUUAAGUUUGCAUGACUAUUAAGGAGUUACAGAUCUCAAGACUGCAUUAAAUAAAUUUUCAAGAUGAAGUAUUCCUGUGUUGGGCAGAAGCCUUAAUUUUUUUCAGCAUUAUUCCAUAGAAAGCACAAUGUUAAUCCAACUCUUUUUUUUUUUAGUUGUGUUUUUUUGUUGUUGGUUUGUUUUUUUUUAGUUUUUAGUAGUUAUUAUUGGUCAUCUGAGCUGGAAUUACUGAUUAUUACCUCUUUCUUCUGUGAAGCUAGUACCAUUCUGAAUUUGUUAAAAUAACCAUUGAUAACUUUAAAGCUAGUAAAUCAUUUCAGUUGUAUGAGACAGUUCUCAGGGCACUAAAACUCAACCAUAUUUCUAUAGCCAUUCGAAUAGCCCCUUAAAACAGUUAUAAUUAGUUAUUACUUUAGAGAUGUCUAGAAGGAAAUAUUCCCAAAUACAUUUGAUGGAUGAAAAAUUGCAUAUAUUUAAGAAAAAUCAAAAUCAAAUUCUAUUCUAUAGAUCAUGUCUUAAUUUUCUAACCAAGCAGAAAGAGUGCUCAGGGAAAAUUUGUUCCAAACCAUAAGCAUAUAAAAAUUAUGUGUUUGGAAAUUACUUAUAUGUAGGUCUCUGAAAAACUUUAAGAUGCACUGUUUCUAUUUUUAGUCUUCCUUUGCCUUAUAAUUGAAAUUUCUUCAAAUUAGAGAACAGACUUUAAUAGUGUAUGACAGAACAGCAAUUUCUAUUGAAAUGUCCAAGUGUUACACUCAGUUUAGACAUACAGAAAUCAUUAUUUUUAAUGAGUGUUUUAGUUGGUAAGUGAAGCUAGAUUUUAUUUGAUGUUAUAUGUAUGGCUUUGCCAAGAUUUUUGAACUUCUGUUUGGAAAUUUUGUUGCAGUCGAUAUAUUUUUCAAUUGUUUGAUAUUUUUGAAACAGAUUAUAAAAUUUUUAUUUUCAAAAGAAAAUGUUUUAUACUACAUGAUCUGUACACCCUGUUAAAUACCAGCGUCUUGUUUAGUUUACUCUGAUCAAAAGGGUUUAGGUUUGUACAUGUUCUACAGUGCUGUGACGGUCACAAUUAAAAGAGGAAAAUAUGCUCAUUUGAUUUUUAACUGAUGGUAACAAGGCAAAUUACUUCUCCCCUGGGGGGACUGUACCACUGAAUUUUUACAAACAGAAUUUAUCAGAAUUUGAUUUUCUUCAGAAUGUGCUUUUAAUUUUGUGGACGUCUGUAAUUCAAGCACAGGUACCACAAACAUUUUAAUCAAACUCGUAAUAGCAUUUGUUUUGCCAAAUACUUUGAGGUUUUAUCUUCCAUUAAUUCCGAAU
Molecule: messenger RNA, 4243 nt
Organism: Balaenoptera musculus (blue whale)
Lineage: Eukaryota; Metazoa; Chordata; Mammalia; Artiodactyla; Balaenopteridae
Gene: SANBR
Product: KIAA1841 ortholog
Exons: 22
Coding region: 149-2440 (763 amino acids)
Source: RefSeq, a predicted model, not a curated record